AGAGCGAGCUGGACAGGUUGCCGGGCAGGAGCCAGUAUAUUUACUUGGGGAGUAAAAUUCGCCUGCACAGCCUGACAACGUGUCAGGGGACAAAAGAGAGACGCACGAAAUUCGACGAUUCUAGUGCAGGUGCAGAGGCACUCUGUAUCUGAGCGGAGCGCGCAUAUGGAUACCUAAGGCACACUGCUAGCAACAUCGUAGUAGCAUUCCGCGGUCCGUUUGAUUGUUAUUGUGUCGGGGUCCGGCGGCACAAUUCUUGGGAAGAAGGGGGACCAUUUGAAUGUUCUCAACAUCACACAGCCAAGUUUGCAGUCCGGAUAAUAGGCAGCAUCGGAACGCUCCGUCCGUGGUGCGCAUGGACUUUGGUGUGGUAUUUGACUCAUGUGUGCAUUACGCGUUAAUAUCAAGUAGCCAACACCAACAAUCACCACCUCGCAACCUGAAAGCUGGAGACCACGGGACUCGCGGUUUCGCGGUCGAAAGGUUUAUUAUACUCGACUCUACUACAGGAAUGCGUAAGAAAAUUGCCUCAGACAGAACCGAGUGAGUAAAAGUAGCCUAGUGCACUUGAUCAAUUACAAGCGAACGGAUAAAUUACAAGUUAUCGGGAUAAGGUCUUUGGAAUAUUUUCUCCUUGCACGGACUCCAUCCAUGCCAAUCAAUUUGCAGCUCUAAAGGAAGGUCUGUAACUUACUUGGAAUCCGUCACAAUUGCAUUGCCAGCCAGUGUAAGCCUGUAGUAACAGCCUGUAAUUUCAAAGUUCAGUCAAAGUAAUUUGGCUUUUUUCCCCAAAGGUGUAUUAGUUGAAUGCAGGGGAAUCCGUUACACUGUCCGCUUUGGAUACCAAUGUAAGGUCAUCUCAAACAACAUUUUGUCAAUUGCACAUUGUCAAUUGUCAUCAACACAAUAUAGGCCUACAUUUUUUGUCACCGUGAAGGCUGCGUGGAAGACAUUUGAAUAGCUGGCGCAAGGGCACUAUUGUCGGCUUAGCCCUGCCAGACUGAAUAAAUGGUAAAGAUCUAAAGUUGGUCUGUAAUAAGAUGUAGCCUACUACGAGAGGAUUGUCCUUUUGUCAUCCCGCUUGCAGUUCCACAACUGAUUAUAUGUGCGCGAGGCAAACACCCGGGGGGAUGAUCUCUCUCUGAAGUGGCUGUUACAGUAAUCACCGCCCUGGUGUUAGCGAGGACACGGAGAGAGGGGAUUUCACGAGAUUAUCAGCGGACUGCUAUUUUCUUCGUCCACACACACUGGUGGCAUAUGGACCCCCUUGACUUGAUCCCGGGUCCAGGCAGUCGCCACAAUCUCUUUCAUUGAUCGGCAUCUGGGACGCAACGACACACAUCUGCUGUUUUUUAUAUCGACAAGUGCACUUGCCCUCGAAGAUAGACGCUUUAUAAGACGGUUAGUGCAUCUAUGUGUUUCCACACAACUGACUGUGCUGUUGGCACACACGUUACUCACUGCUGAGAAAACUGAUAGUCACAAUUUAAAGCCCUGCCUUUUUUCACUGUCAGACGAGACUGUCCUCACACCGCAGCGAGUCUCCCAGUGUAAGCCCGCGUGGGCGCACACCUCACCUGCGUAUUCCAAUGUCUCGGUGAACACCUGUCCAGAUCCAUUCACGGUUCUCACGCGCACGAGGAUGCUGCGAGGAUGCUGCGCUUCCCUGUGAAGAAAAUACGGAAGCAAUUCAAGCUCCUGCUGCUCCUGGUCCUGCUAACCUUCGCCGUGUGGUUUACGUACCUCCAUAUCAACCAGGGAAAAUCUAUCAAGUUUCACUUUAAUUACGGUAAAGAUGGUGAGCGGCAGAUGGAUGACACUGACUCGGGUCACAAGAGGGACUCUCGUUCGCCGGACGGCCACCGCAAGAGUGCCGAGGCCAGUGAGAGCCACGAGGACGAGGCCACAGAGGAUGACCCGGGUGCAAUGGGGGUCGACGGCAGCAGAGACCAGGCUCAGGUCCGGAAGGUUCUCUCCCAGAGGCAGAAGAAGUUGCCAUGGAAACCUGAGUUCAAAGGACAAGCGAACCUCCAUGUGUUUGAGGACUGGUGUGGAUCGUCAGUGGCUCAGCUGAGAAAGAACCUGCACUUCCCUCUUUAUCCACAUACGAGAACAACAGUGAAGAAGCUAGCGGUGGCCCCCAAGUGGAAGAACUAUGGCCUCCGAAUAUUCGGCUACGUUCACCCCUACAGAGAUGGGGACUUCCAGUUUGCCAUAGCGUCCGAUGACAACUCCGAGUUGUGGCUGAGUUCAGACGAGAGUCCUCUCAACGCCCGCCUCCUGGUGUAUGUGGGUCGGCUGGGCACGGAGUGGACGGCACCAGGAGAGUUCAGCAAAUUCAGAUCGCAGUCCUCCAAGUCUGUCCAUCUCAUCUCCUCUAGACGGUACUACUUUGAGAUCUUACACAAGCAAGAUGACAGGGGCUCAGAUCAUGUCGAAGUUGGGUGGAGACCCUUCCUGCCUGGCUUGAAGUAUGAGGUCAUUGACUCAGCCUACAUCUCUUUAUAUACAGAUGAGUCCAGUCUGAAGUUGAACAGCGUGGACCACGUGCCCCAGACGUUGGCCAGCCACGCGCGCCUCCCCCAGCAAGACUCCGGCCCGGCCGCCAGCAGCCAACAUGGCGCCGACAUGCUGAAAGCCGACCCCCGAGACACCUUCUACAGCCUGCCGAUGAUAGAGCCGUCCCGUUUGGAGAAUGUCCUGCCCGCCUGCCUGUACUCGCCCACCUACGUGGUGAAGGACUUCCCCAUCGCACGCUACCAGGGCCUGCAGUUUGUGUAUCUGUCCUUCGUCUACCCCAACGACUUCACCCGCCUCACCCACAUGGAGAGGGAGAACAAGUGCUUCUACCGGGAGUCUCCCAUUUAUCUGGAGAAAUUUGGCUUUUACAAGUACAUGAAGAUGGAUGAGGAGGAUGAUGACCAGCCCCUCUUCUUCCCAAACCCAGAUGACUUCCUAGAGGAGGAAGAAGGGGUCGACCCGGAGGACGAGGUGGAGAACGUGGGCACGCCAGCCAGCCGCGCCAGCCGGGCCAGUCACCAAGGCUCCACCAGACACCCUCGGAGAGGAACAGGGGGAGCCACUGCUCCUGAGAGGAGGGAGGCGAAAGAAGGGCAGGACCAGGGCAAGGAGGAGGAGGAGGAGGAGGUGGAGGAGAACAACAACAACGUGGUCCACAGGAGGAGACCCAGAAGGCAGCACGUGGUGGGUCCUCCUCCACGCGAGAGGCUGAGGGAGGGGGACCUGGAGCGGGAGUGGAGGCUCCACCGGGACCAGGUGAGGCACCCCGUCCUCAAGCCCCAGCCCAAAGAAGAGCCCGAUGCUGGGGAGGAGGUCGCUGGAGAGGAGCAGGAGGAAGCACCAGGAGGAGGAGAACGGAGCAGCCGACGGUUAUCCUGGAUCCGCACAGGACCAGAGGAACCAGGGAACCGCAAGGGACAGCGGGCAAGAGAACCGGCGCCAAAGCUCAGCAAGUCAGCCCUGCUCUUCCCCCAGAAGGCCUCCCUGACGGCGCUCACCAGCCGUGCCAAGCAGAUACUCACCAACUCAGCACACGUACCCCGUAGCCCUGCAGACAUGCACCCUCCACACACCAAAGAACACAAGAGGGACCCCAACAAGAUCUACAUCACCAGGCCACGGCCCGCCAAGGACAAGAAGGCUCCGCUAUCCCGCCAGCCCCGGGAGGUCUUCCCUGGAGUCUUCCUCUACCAGACGGGGAAGACCACCAGGCUGGUCAACCUGGGAGCCAAGGCCAGGGCUGCGGGGCCUCUCCUGCCCAAGCCGCCUCCUAAGCUCAUAGUUCCUGCCAAUCAAUCCAAGCCGGUGGUGGCGCCACGCAAACCGGCCAGCAGGGCGGCAGUGUUGAGUCACACAGACACCAGGAAAGCCACACCUGAAGCGCCCAAAGUGCCCCCACCAAUACCACCACACACCACCGCGCCACACCACCACGUCCCACCACCACCACCACCGGUACCCACAGGCCUGCAGGCAGCAAACACCUCCAGUCCAGUGGUGGUGCGAGUCACCUCCUACAUGCGCACGUCGGAGAUCACGGAGCCCAAGAAACAGAGAGUGGAAGGGCAGGAGGAGGAGGACGAGGAGGAGGAGGAGCAGCCCCAGGAACCUGAACCAGAGCAUGACCAAGAACCGGAGCAGGAGCAGGAGCAGGAGCAGGAGCAGGAGCAGGAGAUUGAGGUCCAGGAGCAAGGUCAGGGCACCGUGCCCGAGGAGGAUGGUGGCUUGUCGGAGUACAGCUAUGAGGACGCGGAGCCCAGGCCGGGCUGGGCCGAGGAGUCCAUCAACUGGCAGAGGACCUUCUCGGUCAACACCAUGGACUUCGAGCUGCUGCGCUCCGACUGGAACGACUUGCGGUGUAAUGUCUCGGGAAACCUGCAGCUGGCGGAGAGCGAGGUGGUGGAUGUACUGGCGCAGUACAUGGAGAAACUAAACGAGCGCAAUGGAGGCAUCUACACCCUGCUGCGCAUCAUCAACGUGGAGAAGCGCCGCGACUCGGCGCGAGGCAACCGCUACCUGGUGGAGCUGGAGCUGAUGGAGCGGGGCCGCACGGUGGUACGCCUCUCCGAGUAUAUCUACAUGCUGCUGCACCGCGGCCGCUCCGAAGACAGCCUGGAGACCAGCGAGGUGGUCACCCCGCCACCGGGGCCCACGCCCGCACCCGUCUCCACACCUGCCGACCCCCACCACCACCACCGAGAACAACAGCAAGCCAAUGACAAGGGCGAUGAUGACGGUGGCGUUGUUGCUCCUAAUAAGCCGGCGGCACUGCCUUCGCACCAGCCCUCGCCCACCACACAUACCGGCCAAGGCACGCCUCAGGCAGGAACGUCCUACGCCAAGCCCCUGCUGUGUCAGCCGGUGAUGCUGCAGUGGAGGAGAGACGUCAUGGUGCACUUUGUGGUGCCAGUGAAGAACCAGGCUCGCUGGGUGCAGCAGUUCAUCUCGGACAUGGAGCUCCUGCACCGCGAGACCAAAGACGACAACUUCAACAUCAUCAUCGUGGACUUCCAGAGCGACGACAUGGACGUGGAGCAGGCCCUCAGGGAGAGCACGGUGCCCAGGUAUGAGUAUCUGAGGAGACCAGGGAAUUUUGAGCGCUCAGCCGGGCUACAGAUUGGAGUGGACACCAUAGAGGACAACCACAGCAUCGUGUUUCUGUGUGAUCUGCACAUCCACUUCCCCCUGAACAUCCUGGAGAGUGUCCGUAAGCACUGUGUGGAGGGCAGGCUGGCCUUCGCCCCCAUCGUCAUGAGGCUGGACUGUGGCAGCUCCCCACAAGAACCCAACGGGUACUGGGAGGUCAACGGCUUUGGCUUGUUUGGGAUCUACAAGUCGGACUUUGACAAGAUCGGCGGUAUGAACACGGAGGAGUUCAAGGACCGCUGGGGAGGAGAGGACUGGGAGCUGCUUGACAGGGUGCUGCAGAAUGGCCUGGAGGUGGAGAGGCUGCGGCUCAGGAACUUCUUCCACUACUACCACUCCAAGCGUGGCAUGUGGAACGCCCAGGCCAAGAAGAACAGCCCCAAGGGCCCCUAACAGACCCCCGAGGGGGGGCCCAUAGUAAAGAGCCCGCUGCAGUGCCCAUGAGGGACAGGACCCAACCAGAUACAGAUACGCACCGAUGAAUGCACAACAGGCUGGCAUCCCUUUAGGAUUUAAGGCACCCCUCCGCAGGGCAUUCGCGAAACUCUCUGUGGACCGCUUGACGCGCGCACACACACACACACGUUUUCUGUGUCUGUUGUGUGAUUGUGUAAUGUCGUGUGUGAGAGAGAAUAUGUGAGUUUGCAGACACAGCAAAGGGGCGAGUUUCUGUGUGUGCCGUCGGGUUGCCGCUUUUCAUGUUGUGUGCUCGUCUGCACAGACCAGAGGAAGAGGAACUACGAGCUUUUCUUAAUUUUAUUUUUUUUCCGUUUCAUGUCGUUGUCUCCUGUCAUUUGCUGGGCAGGAAGAUUUUUUUUACCCUGAAAAUUUGACUUUUAAGACAUCUAAAAAAAAAGGUGAAAGACAAACUGGUGUAUCUCUUUGAGAAGAUGUCCUCUGAAUGAUGAAAGACUGAAUUCACUUGAAACUUCCUCUUGAUUGUUAGGACACUUGUAUGGCAGUGUAUAGAUCAUACCGCCGGCGCUGUGUUUUCCACAUCGACUACGUGGACUAGAGCUAGAGAAAGUGUUGUGUCAGUAGAGAUGCAGUGCGUUUUUUUGUGUAAAACUUUCUGGUGCAAAAAGGGUACGUAUACUUCAUUUUUCGGGGUUACAUUUUCUAUAACUGGAAAUUUGAGGUGGACUUUUAUCGGUGCGUUUUCUUUAGCACUUUGUCGUCGCUCUCACACAUUGGAUGUGCUAAACAUUCAUGAAAAAUGUACUUGACUCAAAUUCGUACAACUUAACUCCUGCCGACUGUAAGAGGGGUUGAAAAAAAUAUUGCAGCGUAGAUUUUUGAUAUAUUUUUUAUUUCCGAUAUAUAGCCAUGUCAAAGCACUUUUGUUUGGGUUUUGGUGUGGGGAUUACACCGUGGAUUCUGUAGUGUUAUUUCAACACUGUGAGUCGUACAUCAGCUCAACAAGUGUUGAAUGAACACUGCAUUGUUUACUGUGUAGGCUACUGUGUAAACCUGUUAACACUGUAUGUUUCCCCCCUGCGUGGCUUAUCCAUCAUCAAGAGAUUUUUUUACACCAGAAACUGAAUCCCUUCCAGAAAGGUCACCAAGAAAGAAACUGAACUUUUAUUUGUCUGGUCUGCAUUAGAAGACUGGCUGUUCUUCACCUGCUGAAGAGGAAGACGAGGAGAAGAAGAUGAAAAAAGCUUUUUAAAUGACAACUAUAAUGCAGUUUGUAUGUUUAGCUGUGUGUGUGUUGAUUUUGUUUGGUUUCUGUGUCGACUGUGUGAUAUAGAUAGAAGGGAGAUUUUUUUAAUACCCCCUCCUUGUGUGUGUGUG
This is a messenger RNA of Engraulis encrasicolus (European anchovy), 6960 nucleotides long. It is a transcript of the gene b4galnt4a, whose product is annotated as beta-1,4-N-acetyl-galactosaminyl transferase 4a. Bases 1654 to 5559 code for a protein of 1301 amino acids. Lineage: Eukaryota; Metazoa; Chordata; Actinopteri; Clupeiformes; Engraulidae. Gene Ontology annotation, molecular function: acetylgalactosaminyltransferase activity. Gene Ontology annotation, cellular component: Golgi cisterna membrane. The transcript is spliced from 21 exons. The record is from RefSeq and is a predicted model, not a curated record.